AUGAGAACUUCUUUAAAAAAUUUACGAAAUAAUAAUAAUCAUUUAAUUAAAUAUAAUAAUAAUAAAGAAUUAUCAUCAAAUAUAUCAAUAAAUAUCGAAGAAAAUAUGUCAAUAUUAACGAAGAAUAAUAAAAAUUAUCGAGAAAAAGAAAACAACGAAGAUAGUGAUGAUGAAGCAGAAGAAGAAGAAGAUGAUGAUGAUGAUGAUGAUGAUGAAAAUUCAAAACUUGUUUCUAUUAAAAUAGAACAUAAUCAAGAAGAAAGACAACAACAAACAUCUCCAACAAAAUUACGUUCUAUAUUACGAAAACGAACCGAGAAAAAAAUGUCAACAGAAACUUGUAGUAAUGUUCAACAAACAUCUAUCAUAAUAGAUGAGAACGCCAAUGAUGAUGACGAGAAAGAUGAUUACACAGGCGAUGAGAACGAACAAGAAAGUAAUGGUAGUAACAAAAGUAUAGAAGAGGAAAGUAAAAACAAUGAACAACAACAUCAUCGUUGUCGCAAUAUUUCUCGUCAUACGCAAAGGAAUCAAUUUUUUCGAACAUCACCAUCUACGUCCCUCAUAUUUCCAUUAGACACAACUAAAAUAGAAACAAGAACAACAGCAUCAUCAACAACUAUAGAAUUUCAUGAACGCGAUUAUUCUCCUACUCGUACUGCGUGCGUAACAUUUGCUAACGAUAAACCGACUCUUAUUCAUAGAAGUUCAUCAACACCUCAACUUAGUGGAUUUGAUAUUCAACCACGUUCAUCAGUUACAUAUAUAAAUAUGAGAGAAGAUAUGUCAACAACAAUACCUAUAACAACAACUGGACCAUCGGCUAGUUUAUCAGCGGAUUUUCAUCCUGUAUAUGUAUCACCAUUAAAAUAUCGACCAUUAGUUGGCCUAUCAGCAAAUCAGAGUCGUUUAUUACUUGAAAAACGUGUUUCAUUACUUGGAAAACCUCUUGUUUUACAUCCAAUUCAAAGACGUUCAGCAAAAUAUCGACGUAUUCAAUUACGUAUAUAUAAUUUUUUAGAACGACCACAUGGUUAUAAAGCUGUUAUUUAUCAUACAAUUGUGUUUCUCACCGUUUUUCUAUGUCUAUUUCUUUCUGUUGUGGUUACAAUGCCUGAGUACGAAUCAAUAGCAUCAACAGUGCUAUUACAAACUGAAAUUAUUGUCGUUAUAUGGCUUGCAACGGAAUUUGCAUUGCGUGUAUGGAGUGCAGGUUGUCGUUCUCGUUAUCAAACAUUAAUGGGUCGUUUACGUUUUAUGAAAAAGCCAUUUUGUGCUCUUGAUUUUACUGUAAUUAUGGCAACUGUUGUAACACUUUGUCUAAAUAGUCGAGGUAGUAAUGGAGUUUUUGCUGCAUCAGCAUUACGUGGUUUACGUUUUUUUCAAAUUUUACGUAUGUUAAGAAUGGAUCGUCGUGGUGGUACUUGGAAAUUAUUAGGUUCUGUUGUUUAUGCUCAUAGACAAGAACUUAUAACAACAAUUUAUAUUGAAUUUUUAGUACUUAUUUUUUCAUCAUUUGUUAUGUUUCUUGUUGAAAAAGAUAGUAUUAAUGAAAUAAAAGAAACAUUAAUUAAUAAUACAACAAAUGUAAUGACAACUAGUUCAAUUACAAAUUUUAUUGAUACAGAUCGACAUAAAUUUGAAACAUUUGCUGAUGCAUUAUGGUGGGGUAUUAUUACAUUAUGCACAGUAGGAUAUGGUGAUAAAGUACCAUCAUCAUAUAUUGGUAAAUUACUUGCUGCUAUAUGUUCAUUUAUUGGUAUUAGUUUCUUUGCUCUACCAGCGGGUAUUCUUGGUUCUGGUUUUGCAUUAAAAGUUCAACAACAACAACGUCAAAAACAUUAUAAACGACGAAAGAUUCCUGCAGUUUUAUUAAUACAAAAUUUAUGGCGUGUCUAUGCAGCUGAUGAAAAAUCUCUAUCAAAAGCAACUUGGAAAGUACAUGUACGUCCACCACGUAAAGAACCAAAUCCUUCUACAACAUCACAAACAAAUCCUAAUCCAGUUUCGUUUAGUUCAUUUAGAAUGCGUAAUAAUCAGUUUUUAAAUCGAGUCAGUUUUCGACGACGUACACCAGCACGUGAAACCCCAACGAUACCUCUAAAUAAUCCUACUAACAGAAAAACAGUUAGCAUUACACCAUCAGUAUCCAUGAACAAUCCACAAGAAGGUUCAUCAUCUGAUAAUGAAGACGAUCGUCAAUAUUAUGCAAAUGAUGUUCAAUCAUUAAAAUCAAUACAUCGACAUGCAAUUCGAUUUAUUCGAAAAGUUAAAUAUUUUGUAGCAAGACGAAAAUUUCGUGAAGCUUUACGUCCAUAUGAUGUGACUGAUGUUAUUGAACAAUAUUCAACAGGCAAUGUUGAUAUGCUUGCUAGAAUGAAAUAUCUUCAAGCUAGAUUGGAUAAAGUAUUGGGUAUAUCAAAAUCAGUUGAUAGUUAUGAAUCAGGUCCAAGUCUAGCAUCGAGAAUAUGUAAAAUUGAAAGACAGGUAGAUAGUCUGGAUAUCAAAGUAGAUAGACUCUGUCAAUUGACUAAUAGUUUAUUAGAAUGUAGUGUUCGGCAGCAAGCCUCAACUCCAACUACCACGGGACCUACUACCAUAAAUUGUAUUCGAAAUGGUAAUCGUUUUUCUGGCUCCCGUCGUCAACGACGACGAAUUCAUCCACGAACCACGAUAGCGGCAUCAUCACAAUCACCAUCACAAAUGCCAACUUCAUCCCGAACAAAUUCAAUGCAACCAUCUGUAAAUUUAUCAUUAUCAGCAAGAAAUCCAUCACAUGAAAGUCUUGUUAGUCUCUAUUGGCUCUUCCAAGAUAAUAUGAAUUCCUCAAGAACUCAUCAUGUCUAA
Rotaria sordida is the source of this 2847-nucleotide messenger RNA. The record is from the annotation of a GenBank genome assembly. Lineage: Eukaryota; Metazoa; Rotifera; Eurotatoria; Philodinida; Philodinidae.